AUGGGAGUCACCCAUGGGAAGAAGAGAGAUCUCCAACAUUCUUCAGGGACACACCUGAAUGGGUCUGCCUCAGUAGUGCAGACACACCAAACUGAACAGCAAGACCGAUGCCCAGAGUUUCGGGUUCCUCCGUCCCAUCUCCCGAGUGAGGAGGAGAGCAGUGAUCUCAUCAAACCCCAGAAACCUCUCAAUCCUUUAUCGGCCUCCAGGAGUCACCAGGAGCUCCACAAAGAACUGCGGAUGACCCACAAGAGGAGAGUGACUCAGGAAGGAAAGACUGAACUCCAGAGAGCUUUAGAGAAGAGGAGAUGGGAACAGAGGACGAAGGCGAGCAGGGAUCAGGAGGAGGCGAAGAAGAACAGAUCACCACUUCAUCAGGAGCUGCUGAAAAGACAUCAGAGGCUAGAAAAGCUGGAGAGAGACAAAGGACAGCAGCAAGAGCGUGACGGGCCAGAGUUCCUCCAAGUUAAAGAGAGACUGAGAAGAACUGCAAUGUUGGAUGCAGGAGGAGAAGUGUGACACUUAUGAUUCGUGAUCGUAUGUGCAUGUUUUCUGUUGAUGGACUGUUGGGGAGAAGUGACUUGAUUAACUGAGCAAAGGCCCAAGAGGCACUAAAGGAGUCACUGGAGGUGUCAUAUAUACAGUAGCUACAUGUAUCAAUACUGAAUAUAUUUUCCCCCAAUGAUGCAAACAGAAUUCACACUGUUUAAUAUGUGUUACCAUUUUGUAGCAUGUUUUUUUAUGUGUCUGUAUGACAUGUCUGCUGCUUACAUACUACGCUACAAAACACACAAUUUUCUAUGUUGUAGUAAAGACUGACAGACUUUUACAAUUUAACAAAGUGUUUUUUGGUAUUCACUUUUCACUGCAUGUCAUUGUUUUUUUUACAGCUGUGCCUGUUUUAUGAUGUUGAGCAGUGGCGAUCAUAGACUCUGGAGGGGCCCAGGUAAAGAAAAGAAAGGCAUGUUUGUGUCAUUGCACUGAUGGUUACACUUCACGUUGUAUAACAGUCACAGAUAGUUAGCUGACUGUUCUAAUAAAUGAUAUCCAGCUGUCAUACAGCUAAAAGGAGACCCACUCUGAAAGUUUUUGGGGCAGAGGCAGUGCAUUAUAUAGUGCCUGUAUGGGAGGUUUAAAGAAUUUGUAGUUGUAAAUAGAAAAUGUGCCAAUAUGACUGGCCAACAGGGGCCCCUUUACAACACAUACUCACUUUAGUCAUGGACAACCAGCGCACCCAGAUACGACUUGCAAGGUACCCUGGGUGCGUUGGUCGCUGACAUUCUGGGUCACCA
This is a messenger RNA of Epinephelus moara (kelp grouper), 1292 nucleotides long. Its product is annotated as actin-associated protein FAM107A. The record is from RefSeq and is a predicted model, not a curated record. NCBI's taxonomy places the organism in Eukaryota, Metazoa, Chordata, Actinopteri, Perciformes, Serranidae. The transcript is spliced from 5 exons. Bases 1 to 519 code for a protein of 172 amino acids.